AUGAGCAAUUGUACCACAUCUGCGGAGGCAGGUAACAACAAUAGUGUUGACAGAGCAGACAUUGAGUGGCCACGGCGCGUAGUCUCCGGUCUGCAGCCGACCGGCGCCCUGCACAUCGGCAACUACUUUGGUGCGGUGCGGCGCUGUGUCCGCCUUCAAGAUAAGGGCGACGACCUCAUGAUAUUCAUAGCUGACUUGCAUUCUCUUACCACCCAUCAGGACCCAGUGGCACUACAGGAAAACGUGCUGGACCUUACUGCGUGUUUGCUGGCUAGUGGCAUUGACCCGGAUCGCAGUGUGCUGUUCACGCAGUCGUCAGUGGCGCGGCACUCGGAGCUGUGCUGGCUCCUCACGUGCCUAGCCACGCACGCAAGGCUUGCGCAUCUGCCGCAAUACAAGGACAAGUCGGCUAAAAUGAAGGAGGUCCCGCUUGGCCUUCUACUCUAUCCCGUAUUACAGGCGGCAGACGUGCUGGUGUACCGCGGCACGCACGUGCCUGUGGGUGUGGACCAGCUGCAGCACUUGCAGGUCGCGUCACAGCUGGUGCGCACCUUCCACCACCGCUUUGGCAGAACAUUCCCCACGCCGAAGCCUUUGCUAGCCGAAGAUGGCAGUGACAGAUUGCUAAGUCUUCGGGACCCCAGCAAGAAGAUGUCUAAAUCUGACACAGACCCUAAGUCGUGUAUCCUGCUAACAGAUUCUGAUGAUACAAUUUUGCUGAAACUAAGAAAAGCUGUCACGGACUUUACGCCACAGGUCACGUUCGACCGGGAGAAUCGGCCGGGCGUGUCCAACCUGAUCGCCGUCCACUGCCUCGCCGCCGACAAGCUGCCGGAGGAAGCGGUGGAGGAGGCGGACGGGCUCGACACGGGCCGGUACAAGCGCGUGGUGGCCGCGGCGCUGAGCGAGGCGCUGGGGCCGGUGCGCGAGCGAGCCGCCGCCCUGCGCCGGCGCCCCGACCUGCUGCGCGACGUGCUGCGCCACGGGGCGGUCCGCGCGCGCGUCCGCGCCGACGAGGUGUACGAGAGCGUGCUCGCGCGCGUGGGCCUGGCGCCGCCCGUCGCGCGCCUGGCCCGCGCGGCCUCCUAG
This is a messenger RNA of Arctia plantaginis, 1089 nucleotides long. The record is from the annotation of a GenBank genome assembly. Lineage: Eukaryota; Metazoa; Arthropoda; Insecta; Lepidoptera; Erebidae.